AAACACUGGCAUCUCGUUGGCUGUUUAAGAUGUCCGUUUGCGUUCCUUCACAGUAGAUGAACUUCGGUGAAGCCGAUCUUCAACAACGGUGCUGCUCGAUGAGCGAUAUUGGAAGCUGAUCAAACCUGGCAUGGCACCCACAACGGAGGCGAGGCUAAAUGUGGAGGCUCUGAGCAAGAGAGACGUGCUGCUGCUCUUCAGUGUUCUUGAGGGAGAGCUGGAGGCCAGAGACUUUGUCAUACAGGCACUCAAGGCCCAGCGUAAAGAUUCCUACAUGUGUGAGCGAUAUGGCAAAUACAACCUGAGCGACCCGUUCCUGGCCCUGCAGAGAGACAGUGAGGUCCUCCAGAGCUCCAGCCAGACCAGGGGAGAUGGAGGAAGUUCCUCCCACAGACGAGAGGGGGGCUGUGGGGCCACGGCUCACUCAGACCCUUUGGCGGUGCUGAAGCUGGUGGUUGGACACUGCAGAAGGAUGCAGGAGAAGAUGCUGAAACAGCUGGCAGCUGCCGAGAACAGACACAGGAGGGUCAUUGCUGAUCUGGAGGAGGAGAAGAGAAAGCAUGCUGAGGAUACUGCAGAAGGAGAUGAUGUCACAUACAUUCUGGAGAAGGAGAGAGAGCGCCUCCUGCAGCAGUUGGAGUUUGAGAAAGCAAAAACGUCCCGAAUGGAGAGGGAGAACAAACGACUGCACGAUCAGUUAGAAGAUCAGCGGGUCCAGCAUAAACAGCUCAUGACAGCGCUGAGUCGGGAAUGCAAACGCUCCGGCACCCGCGCACACGAGGAGUCCCAGCGUGCCAACGAACUCAGCCAUCGCCUUGAUCGCGAGCGAGCGGCCAAUCAGACUCUGAGGGCGGAGCUUGAGGAGGAAAAGAAGAGGGCUAUGCAAAUGGAGGCGAGGCGAGAGGAGCUGUUGGCCGAGUUUGACACUGAACGGGAACAGCUCGGGCUGAGAAUACGGAAAGAGGAGGCACGCUGUAACGCACUACAGGAAGAACUAGAGAGGUUGAGGAGAGAGAUGAGCAAUGCUGAGGAGAAAUCAGAUAAGACCAAGACAGAAAUGAACGGACAUCUUACUCCUACGGAGGACGAUGGGAGUGUUGAGAAGCAGAGUAUGUUAACCAACGGGAGCUCUCUGACCAGUUCACAAGCUCACAGCCCUACGACAAGCAAUCAGUCACCAGACAUACCCAGUGUACAAGCUGCGUACCAGGCUGGCAUCAACCAGCGCUUCCACGCAGCCCGUCACAAGUUCCAAGGCAUCACUGAUCAAGAUUCUCAGGCGGUCUCUUCCCCUCCAAACAGUCCGCAUGACCUUUCACCCUGUGCGGCCCAUGUGUCUCCAUUAGACAACGUUUCAUCUAAACAAGCAGCCCGCAGCACCGUCACGCAGGCCCUGAGUCGCUUCAGCACUCAGCAAGGUCCCGGCUCACCAACAUCCCCCAACAGUUCUCCUUUCGGCACAGAUUACCGCACGUUGGCCCAAUCUGGGAUGUUGUCUCCCACCAUCAGGUCUCCAACUAUUUCCAGAGCCGACAGAGGGAACCCACCUCCGAUCCCACCCAAGAAACCAGGCCUCGCUGAAACGCCCCCUUCUCCGGCCACCCUCCGAGCUGCUCACUUGGCUCAAAUGUCGGCCGGUUGCGGACGCAGCAGCAACCCAGAGAGCAGCAAAGAACCAGACCUGGUGCUGUCAUCUAGCGGCUAGCAAGCACAAAUGAUGAACUCGAUCACGUCAAACACUGUUGAUUUUUUUUUGUAAGGGACGUUUCAGGUUUUUAAAAUCAUUUUGGAAGAUUUGAAUGAUAUAUUUUCGAUGUAAAUUUGCAAUGUUACAAUAUCUCAUUCAAAUGCAUGUUGAUUGUGUGCAUGAAUACAUUAUACAUUCUGUAUUUUCUGUAUGUCAUCUAUGAGAAAAAUCACCUGUUUAUCGCUGACAAUCACCAUAGUUUUAUAUAUUGUUAUUCUGACAAAUAUUUAUAUAUAGACACAACCAUUCAAAAAGUUUGGGGUCAGUAAGAUUUUUUUGAAAGAAAUUAAUAUUUUUAUUCAGGAAGGAUGCAUUACAUUAAUCAAGACAUUUAUGCUACAAAUUUUAAUUCAUCAAAUAGUCCUGUAAAAAAUGUCAUGGUUUUCACCAAAAUUAAUUAAGCUGCAGCUGUUUUCAACAUUGAUAAUAAUGAGAAAUGUUUCUUGAGAAGCAAAUCAGCAUAUUAGAAUGAUUUCUGAAGGAUCAUGUGACACUGAGUAAUGAUGAAAAUAUAGCUUUUCCAUCACAGCAAUAAAAUACAUUAAAAUAGAAAACAGUUAUUUUAAAUUGUAAUAAUAUUUCAAAAUAUUACUGUAUUUUUUGAACAAAUAAAUGCAAACUUGGUGAGCAGAAGAGACUUCCUUCAGAAACAUUUUAAAAAGGUUACCAACCCCAAACUUUUGAACUUCUGACCAUUUUACCCUUCCCUGUCAUCUAGUUUAUACACUGAACUAUAUAUUUACAGAUUGCAUGAGCAAACAAUCCUUUGCUUUCUCACAUAGCAGUUUGUUUUUUGUAUAUCUAAAGACAUUGGAUAUUUAGCCUAAAUAUUCACAUCUCGCUCAGAAUCAUGUUACAGAUGUUUGUACCACUUUAUAAUGUUUUGUUCUGUUUAUCUUUGAAGUUUGUAUUCUUUUUGUGAUCUGAUAUGGAUGUUAUUUUUAUAACCAAUAUUAUCUAUAAAUUCUUUGUUAAACUUGUAGACAUGGGCUGGAACAAAUUUUUGCAUAUCUGUACCGCCUAAAUCCAGCCAGCAGGGGCCACUGGGUGGUAAAGUUACAGUAUCACCCAUCCUCAGCCAUUCAUAGACUAUAAUUAUGUGGAAUGGAAUACUAGCACACUAGCUUACUGCGCAGUAUACACUACAUACUGCCUUCUAUUUUGUAUAAAAUAGUAUGCGAAAUAAAGUUAUUUUGAGAUUUAA
Messenger RNA from Megalobrama amblycephala (Wuchang bream), 2951 nucleotides. It is a transcript of the gene cttnbp2nla, whose product is annotated as CTTNBP2 N-terminal like a. The record is from RefSeq and is a predicted model, not a curated record. The transcript has 5 exons. The coding region runs from base 131 to 1705 and encodes 524 amino acids. NCBI's taxonomy places the organism in Eukaryota, Metazoa, Chordata, Actinopteri, Cypriniformes, Xenocyprididae.